AAGACUAGACCACAAUUCCCUCACUCUCUCCUCUCUCUCAAAACCCUGCAAAACCCCUCUCUUUCUCUGUCUUCUUUCUCUCUCUGUUUCGGAUUUCGAUGGCGCAGAGCGAGUCGCAGAAAAAGCAGAGGGACAGGCGGAAGAAGAGGAAGCGAGAGAAGGAAGACCAAACCCAACAAGAAGAAGAAAAAGAUGGAAAUGGUGGUGAAGAUGAGGUUCUCAGGAGGGACCCAUUUGAGGUUUUCGGUCGAGAUAUAAUGUUGAAGAUACUGCGCAACCUCGACGCACGCAGCGUGGCACUCUCUCUCCUUGUUUCACGUGGUUGGCACAGCGUUGCUUCCAGUGAUCGCCUUUGGAGCUCCAAGUGUGAGGAAUUGUGGCUUGGGAAAGCACACAUACCUCGCUUGUCACAAAGCAGGGGAUUAUCGAAGUUGGCUGCCUAUUCAUUAUCUGUCAUGGAUGGCAAGCGAACGCGGAUUAUGAAGGAUGACUUAUGUGACCAUGUUUGGGAGUUUCAUUUCAACGAGGGAGCUCCAGCAUAUUGGCUUGAUCUUGAUCCUUACUGGAAGGGCAGCGGCCCUCUCAUGCGACGCUACUUCCAUCCAGAUGGGAGCCAAACUGCAGAUCCUGACGACAAAGUAUGGGGUGGACAUGAAAGCUGUUUUUCUAUCGUUACUAGCUUCAUCGGUGAUGGAACGAUCAGGGAACACUAUGUUAGAAUAAACAGAUGGCCGAGAAUGUAUGUGUUUAGAAAGCAGGACUGGAGUUGGGAAAUGUACAACCACCUCUAUUACUACUCCAGCAUUCCGGAUGCUGACAAAGAAGGUGGAACCGGACCACUGUUUGAAGUUAUGUAAAUAGGUUUCCUCCACUUUUACAUGAUGGUAUUUAGGUAUGUAUAAAUGCUGUUUAUUCUGUCUUUAAGUUUAGUUAGGUUCGUGUCUCCUUAGAACUCAAGGAUACACAGGAACGAGCCUAGAGAAUAGAUCCUGCUCAAGGAAGCUCAUUGUCUAAAGUUUAGUUUGAAGUGUGUUUUUGUAUGGUUUUUUGUGUUUUGUAUAAAGAUGCUAUACAUAUAACAUUGUAACGGUACUCCUGCAGCAUAGUUCAACUGGUUUUGUCUGUAUAGAACAAAUAAAUUAUAUGAUAGAAUGUAUUAUUUCUUUUCUCCUCCUCAA
This is a messenger RNA of Ziziphus jujuba (common jujube), 1178 nucleotides long. Its product is annotated as F-box protein GID2. NCBI's taxonomy places the organism in Eukaryota, Viridiplantae, Streptophyta, Magnoliopsida, Rosales, Rhamnaceae. The coding region runs from base 99 to 857 and encodes 252 amino acids. Gene Ontology annotation, molecular function: protein binding. The record is from RefSeq and is a predicted model, not a curated record. The transcript has 4 exons.